Messenger RNA from Manacus vitellinus (golden-collared manakin), 1491 nucleotides. RefSeq lists its product as uncharacterized. NCBI's taxonomy places the organism in Eukaryota, Metazoa, Chordata, Aves, Passeriformes, Pipridae. The record is from RefSeq and is a predicted model, not a curated record. The transcript has a single exon. Gene Ontology annotation, molecular function: nucleic acid binding; RNA-DNA hybrid ribonuclease activity.
AUGAGAGUUACUCAAUUAACCUGGACAGUUUUACCUCAAGGUCAAAGGCCACAGAGAGAUGGUACUCUUCUACGAUAUGUAGAUGAUCUGCUAAUAGCAACUGGGACAGAAGAAGAGUGUGUUAAAUGGCCUAUUUCUCUGUUGAAUUUCUUGAGUUUAAGUGGAUAUCGAGUCUCUCAACAGAAAGCGCAGCUGGCGCAAGAAAAAGUGGUGUACCUGGGAUAUGAAAUUUCCAGAGGACAACGAUCCCUAGGAACAACAAGAAAAGAAACCAUCUGCCAAAUGCCUAAACCUGAAAUAGCGAGAGAUCUACGAGCCUUUCUAGGGAUGACAGGUUGGUGCCGUUUAUGGAUUUAUCAAUACGGGAUACUCGCUAAACCACUAUAUGAUUUGUUGAAAGAGUCUAAGAGUGUCCUAGUCUGGACUCCCGAAGCAGAGGGAGCUUUUAAGAGACUGAAACAAGAACUCAUAAAAACCCCAGCCUUGGGCCUGCCCGAUGUAACAAAAUCAUUUUAGCUGUUCUCUCAUGAACGGCAAGGAAUGGCUUUAGGAGUCUUGGCACAACAAUUGGGACCACACAAAAGAGCCAUGGCUUAUUUCUCCAAACAACUGGAUGAAGUGAGCAAAGGGUGGCCCAGCUGUCUGAAAGCAGUGGUCACAGUGAUCAUAAACAUAGAAGAGGCCAGAAAACUUACAAUGGGCCAGAAAAUGACUGUGUUAGUGUCCCACACUGUGUCCGCAGUACUAGAACAGAAGGGUGGCCAUUGGUUGUCACCUUCCAGAUUCUUAAAGUACCAAGCAAUCCUAGCUGAGUCAGACGACAUAACCAUUCAAGUAACUAACGUUGUGAAUCCAGUCUCAUUUCUAGAAGGAAGGAUGUCAGCAGAACCAAUUGAGCAUGACUACCUGGAAAACAUCGAAGCAGUCUACUCCAGUCACCCGGAUCUCAAAGAAGAGCCAUUUGAAGAUGUAGACAACUGGUUCUCGGACGGCAGUAGCUUCGUGAAGCAAGGAGUAAGGAUGGCGGGCUAUGCAGUAACCACAACGGAAGAGGUAAUCGAAUCAAAUCCUUUACCUGCAGGGACCUCAGCCCAAAAGGCAGAACUAAUAGCUCUCACCCAAGCUCUGGAAUUAGCAGAAGGCAUACGAAUUAAUAUUUGGACAGACUCCAAGUAUGCCUUCUCCAUCGUGCAUGCUCACGGAGCAAUUUGGAAAGAAAGAGGACUGCUAACUGCUCAAGGGAAAACAGUCAAACAUGCAGAAGAAAUUCUACGAUUGUUAGAAGCAGUCCAACUCCCAACACAAGUGGCCAUAAUGCAUUGCAAGGGACACCUGAAAAGUAACACUGUUCCAGAGAUAGGAAAUAGGAAAGCUGAUGCAGAAGCUAAAUUAGCUGCUGCAAAGACCGAAGAAGUGACUAUAACAGCUUUAGUACCAGGAGAGCUAGAUCCUAACUUUCAACCAGAUUAUCAGGAAUCAGAUCAUAAGUAG